This is a messenger RNA of Rasamsonia emersonii CBS 393.64, 1365 nucleotides long. RefSeq names its product tRNA a64-2'-o-ribosylphosphate transferase. Gene Ontology annotation, biological process: charged-tRNA amino acid modification. NCBI's taxonomy places the organism in Eukaryota, Fungi, Ascomycota, Eurotiomycetes, Eurotiales, Trichocomaceae. The transcript is spliced from 4 exons. The coding region runs from base 1 to 1365 and encodes 454 amino acids. The record is from RefSeq and is a predicted model, not a curated record. Gene Ontology annotation, cellular component: cytoplasm. Gene Ontology annotation, molecular function: tRNA adenosine(64)-2'-O-ribosylphosphate transferase activity.
AUGAGCUCCGGCGAUGCGAAUUUCCCGAUAUCUGUUUCGUCCCUCCAGUUCCCCUCCGCGGCGCAAUCUGUCUCGCAAACGCUGUCGUCGCUGCGGCGAUCUACGCUCUCAAUUACGAAUCGACUGCGAUCCAUCGAAGCGGAUUCUCGUUUCGUGCAGGAAGUCGCAAACCACUACCGUCUUCCUCUCAUUGCCAACGAGAGAUGUGGGAGUUGGUAUAUCCCCCCGGAGAGAAAGGCGGGGAGUGCCUACUUCAAGAGCACUGAUGGCCACACUGGCCAGUGGGAUUUCAGUUUUCGGAGACUAAAUCUCCAGGUUCUUCCUAUUGCUCGAGAGCAUGGCGGAUGCAUCAUCGUGGACUCCACGCGCAGGGGUAAACUGAUGCCCGAUGCUUUGUCGAAGACGGUCCCUAUCUGGUGCGCCGUAAUGAACAGGGCGCUAUUUCCAUCAGAUACCGGGCUCCAUGCGGUGCAAUUCCCGCCUAAUUACCUGGGUGAAUCAGAAGAAUACCAGAUCGAAAAGAGAAUAGAUGGAUUUGUAACGUCCCUGAAAGAACUGAAAUUAGACCUGGACGAACUUCGAAGGAGCCUUGGUAAGCCAAUUCGAAUCGCAUGGGCAAACCAAUCAUAUUUCUACCCGACAGAUCUCCAAAAAGGGGAUGACUAUAAUCUUUUCGUCCUCUGUUCUGCUUCAAAACGAGUACAUGGGGCUGAAAUGUCCGAGGGCGGUUAUAUCCAAGGUGCAGGUGAUGAUAGUGAGGGAUGGUCUCAUGGCCUGACGCCUCCUGUUUUCUGGGCAAAUAAAUCCACGCUCUUUGCUACAGAAGAAAGUGACUUGCCCGAGCUUAUUGAGCAGCUGGUGGAAGAACAUCGCAAGCACGGAGCUGGUCCACAAGCUACACUGAUCCAACCAACUCGGAAUCUCUAUAUUGGCCAAGCAGGUGAUGCUUCAAGCAGAAGUGAGGCGUAUGACCUCGUCAUAGCCUGCCAUGACAAGCCUGUUGAGUCUGAAGGCGAUGCAAAGAAGCUCAACCUAGGCUGCAACACGUCUAAGCUUGGCAGUCGAGACCUGCGGAAAGCCUUAGACCGAGUGAAAGCAUUUGUCGAGACUCAUCUAUCUGCAGAUCCAUCUCGCACACUGCUGGUAACUUGCGAAACGGGGAAAGAUCUCUCCGUAGGGACACUACUGGCCAUCAUCUGUCUGUUCUACGACGAUAACGGUAACCACUGUUUGAAUAAAUAUCGAAUGUUCCUUGUUCAGCUGACGGUUCUGCGCAGGCAACUUUGUCGGACUACAAACAGGAACUUCAAUGGACAAGCAGUUCAUUCGGCAGCGACUGGCAUGGAUUGUCACGUCCAAGCAUGA